AGUAAAAUAUCGGUGUCGAUGAUUAAGUGCGGUCUGAUCGUGUUAAAUUGAUGUUGAAUUUACCAGCGAUUUUGUGCUGGUCCAGGGAGCAAAGCUUACUCUGAUUUUUGUGUAACAUCGGACAAAAUGUCUGUGCCGUCGGGGUUUCGACCAAACCGCCAUGCGUCUAUCGCGGAGAGCCGUGGAUCCGUGGCCAGUGACCGGCCGAUUCCCCUGUCCAGGCUAGCCGAAGGGAGCAAUCACUCGGUUAAUGUUGACACUAUGUCCAUGGGAACAGACGGAGGAAGGAGGCAGGAAGGCCCGCAGCCUGACUCAAGCCCAGCUGUGGUAGCAACACAAAUGACCCGCACACCGAAAAUAGACCGAUGGCAGGUUUCCACGACGCCAUCUGCGGUGGUCAACCGCCAACCGGCCCCACCCUCAUGGAUACCGCCCCAGCUGGACCCCGUCUCCAAGGAUGUGUUCGAGGAGAUUGUUUGCACACACAACAGCAACGGCAAGCUCAAGUUCGCGGUCACCAGGGAGAUUGAGAGGGGCUCCAAGGAGUUGGAACGUGACCAGAGCUGGCUACCGGAGACGGUGUCGUACGGAGAAUUUCUCACAGACCUGCUCUACCCUGACGAAUCCUUCCUGCUCCACGGCCAGUCGUUACCGUUCACCAAUGUUAACUUCCACGUGUGCGAGGAGUGGGUACCGGAGCCCCACCGCUGGGGCACCCAUAAGGCCCUCAGACCCCCAGCAAAGGCACCCAUGCUAACCGGAAGGGCGUUUCUGACCAAUCACCGACUUAUUCUCUUCUCGGCUGAGAAGCAAAGAGCGACAUCUUUGAAGAAGCUAACAACGCGGACGUCGGGUUCUGAUUCGUCCAAGCCUGCCGGGUACCAGUUGAGAACGACCAACCAGGACACCGUGCACUUCCAGACGGUUCCACUAACGCAUUUCCGAAACGUAGAGCUCCUAGCUACCGUGGGAACCAGCUCCGUCGCCAACAUCUUAGGUCAAAGGUUAUUCUGCUGUCUCCCGUUAACAUGCUGUAGGGUAUGCUAUGAAGAUGACAUGUGCUCCAAGUACUGGUACCCACGUGACCAACUGACCUUUGGCACCAAUACCCGGAUGUUGUCCAUGGGCGUGGUCAUGCCGCCGUGGGGGAACCGCAGCCUGCUUGAGGUGCACGUGUGUGCAGACGUCCCCCUGUCUCUGAUGAGGGGGUUUAUGGUGGAGCUUCAGCGGUACUCGCCAGGGUUGAGAUCGACUGCCCAAAAGCCGCAGGAGUAUGGCACUUAAGACUCGCAUUCACAGACUUUGCUUUAACAGGCAAUUGGGACCGGAUCCAACAAGACGACAUUUUCUUUUUUAGUCGUUAUUUGUUUUUGCGUCGGGGUGAUGUAAAUCAAUAUUUUGGUUUUGCCCUUCACCGACGUAUAGACACUGUACAUACUUAGUCUAAGUAUACAGUGUCUAUACGUCGAUGUAGGCCAAAACCCAAUCAAAACCUGUUCAUAUUUACGGAAGAUCAGUAAAAACCAUACGAUUCAUUCAUUCAGCGUAUAUAAUGUGAUAAUUAUUUGGGGAAAUCGUUGACGACUUGUACUGAUUUAUAUUUUACAGGAUUUCUGUAAGAGGGUUUGAACUCAAUAUUGCUCUGGCGACUUCAAGCACAUUUUGUUAGGUGGGACACGUUUUUCGUACAGCACUGCUUUGUGUGUGUGUUUAUUAAAUUCUUUGUCAAAUUAUGUGGGGUUUUUUUAAAUAUAAAUAUACCUUGAUUCUUUUAGCGAAUGUUCAAAAGGAAUAUUAGUGACCUGCUCCGUGAUGGUAUCUCUUUAGCUUGUACGCGUACACGAAAUGUAGGUGUAAAUAUCUUUCAUUUAAACUCCCUCUGGCUAUCAAAUCAUCUCCAUCCAUCACAACA
Molecule: messenger RNA, 1912 nt
Organism: Patiria miniata (bat star)
Lineage: Eukaryota; Metazoa; Echinodermata; Asteroidea; Valvatida; Asterinidae
Exons: 5
Coding region: 127-1284 (385 amino acids)
Source: RefSeq, a predicted model, not a curated record